AUUGUUUGCACGUCGAGUAGAUGGUUGUUGGCUUCAGCCGAAGCUUACUGCAAAGACGACCAAUCAAACAGCCUGAGCGAGGUGAUCUGUGGAUCUAAUAGACUUUGUCGAUCGGUUAAAACUGAUAGUGCAUGUAUGUACAUGUAUAACUUCUGCUAACUGAGAAGAUCAUGUUGAUUCAUUAUGGCUAAACAGAUGCUUAAACAAGCUGCCCUCUCUGGAAUGAAGAGUAAAGAUGAUUUACUGGACCUCAAAAGAAUAAAUAACCAACCUCUGGACAAAAACAGCUCUAACCUUUCUUCUUUACAUAUGGACAAUUAUUUACCAUUCACACCAUUGGGCAGGAAGAAAACCUUCUCCACAUCUACACCCAUCACCCACUUUGCUGGAGACGGCACAGAGACAUCCCAAAUUAACAAGUUCCAGAUUCGGAACAUGGAAAACAGCGAUUCUGAGGAGGAGACUAUGGAGGACGAGUCUCAGGGUGCUUCUGACCAUUCCAGGAGUGCUCCAGUCCAGGAACAUGGCUACACCAAAUCCUUAUCCCAUGACACUGACACAUCUUCAGGGAAAGAGGCCGAUAGUGAGACAAAGGCCAGUGUCUUCCACAGUGAUCAACAAUCAUCCCGUGAAUUGGAAGCUGACAGUAAAGAUGGUUUAAAGUUAAAACCUGCUGCAGACACUGAUGAUAAGAAAAGUGAUUCAGACACGUGUAGUGCUCCAUAUGAAACUGCUACCGGUGGGAGUAAGACUGAGGAGACAGUCAGUGGUCCUCCUGAAAUAUCCACCGUGAGUGGUGAUGAAGGUAAUAAAGGCCAGGAAUCAGCCCAGACCUUCAAGAUGACGAAUGAUAAUGCAUGUGAGAUGUCUGUCAAAAGCAGUGUAAAGCAGGAAGAGUUGGAUCCAGUGAUCCCUACUGGAGGAGAGGGUAAGGUGAUAGAGGAACAUGGGAAACUGCAAGGUGAGGAGAAGGUGACAAAGACACAAGUGAAAGGAGCCACAAGUCAGGCAUCUCAUGAGAUGGAGUGUCAGACAGAGGAAGUAAGUGUGGAAGAAAGCUCUGGUGAGGAGGAUCAGGAAGAAAAACCAGAGAAGAAACAGAAACUGGACAAGGAUGAGGAGGACAUUGGGGGUACCACCCUGACCUUGCUGUGUGAGUCAAUUACCAAAGAGACGCUGGGCCAGUCGUGUAAUGAGGAGGAUGCUGGGGAGGAUAUUGAAGAUGAGGAAGAUGAUGAUGACGACGAUGAGGAAGAAGAGGAAGUGGAAAGGAGAAAGGCAAAAAAGCAGAGGAAAUCUAAUGCUGGGCAGAAUGUAGUAUGGAAAGACGAAUAUGGGUCUAAUCGCGAGCUAGAUGGGGAUCCUGAACUCCUUGCUGUUCCCUUCAAGCAUGGCUGGAAGCGUGAGCUGGUUAUAAGGGGCAUAUAUGAGGAGUACAGUAAAUCUGGCCAGCCCAAGAGGAAGCCCGCAGACGUCUAUUACUUCACCCCAGAGGGCACAAAACUGAGAUCAAAGAUUAUGAUUGCCAAUUACUUGCUUGAGUCUGGCUCAGAAAUGACCCAGGCAAAUUUUUCGUUUAUUCGACGACCAAUACAUAAACCUCCACUCGAGAUGGUACGUCAAGCAGGUAAAUCAGUUGGACGUGGGGCUGGCAGAAGAUCCUCUUCCAUGUCACGAUCCCCUGCUAAAACACCUGUAGUGACAAACUCACCUGGGCGUGGGGGCAGGAAGAGGAAACGAGGGCGCCCCAGGAAGUAUGAAGUGAUCAUGAUGCCCCCGGAGAAGAACCUUCCCCCUCCUGAGGUGGUACUUGAGAGAGAGGGUAAGGAGGAGCCUUACGAACAGCCAUCCCCAGUGUCUCCGGUCCAAGUGAAACCCCCAUCAUCAACCACAGUGGUCGUAGUCCCACCCAAGAAAGUUAAGGCGGUGGCACGCAAGAGUACCACCCAGGCCGCCAAAUGGAACAACCAGCCUGUCAUGCGCUCUCCAAGUGAUAAACCGGUGGGGAGCUCAGUGGAUCAGCUGUGUGGACUGGACUGUCCAGGGCGAGGAGGUGAACCCCCAGACCUCCAGUGUGCCAUGUGUAUGUGCCUCUUCCACCCCCAGUGUGUUAAUCUCCCGGGCCUCCCUAGACCAGCUAUGUUCAUCUGCAGGAGAUGUCAGAGCAGUGGAAAGAUAGUGACAACUACCAGUCCCUUGGCGACUGUACAGACUGUGAGGAACACGUCAAGUCCCUCUUCGUCAUGGACGGUCAGUAGUGCCUCCCCGAGGAUGAUCAUAAAAAACACCAAUAACAAGGUGACACUGAUAACCACCCCAUCAGCGAGCACUGCCAUGCCCGCCCUCAGGAACUGCCUCAACAACACCCCGCCAGUCCCAACAGCUGUCAUGACAAACAGAGCAGCCAAUGCUGCCGGCAAUGUGAAGACAUUCCUGAUACCCAUGUCACCGCAAGGGGCUAACACAGUCCCUCUUAUCAACUCUAUGGGUGUCUCUCUUAUUGGUCCAGUCGCCCCAGUCACUGUGACCUCUUCGCCAGUGCCCAGUGUCAUCAAACCCCCAGAACUGACAAGCCACAUGCCCAGUGGGUCUGUGCCCACUCCACCUUCUGGGUUAAUAGGCGCCCUUCCUAAGCUUACCCCAGCCCCUAUCCCAAAGCCACCUUCUGGACCCACAAGCAUGUCUAGUGCCAGUCAUCCUCAACCUCCACAGCUGUUCAAAAAUGGUGUUUCUGUGUUUAACUUGACCAAGCCAACUGUCAGCAGCCCACCAGCAUCUUCGAUUAAGGAUUCCACGAUCAGUGUGUCAAACGCUACCCUAGUGACCAAAACCUUGAAGGACCCCAAUAAGCCAGGUGGUGGAGGUGGGGGUGAGGGCGGGGGUGGAGAGGUAGUGACUGAGGACGAGAAUAAAUCCACCCCCGCCCAACUGUUAACCCUUCCUUCUGCUGUGGUCAGUCGUCUUAACCUCAAACAGCCCUUGGCACUGAAGAUCAAUAAUGUGCAGGUAGUGGCGCCUCCGUCCUGCUUCAUGAAGUCACAUGAUGGUGUGGUGAAGGUGUGCCUCCCUGCCCACACCAUCCCUCUGCUGGCUGGAACCUCCUCCACACUGAACAUGCAGGUUAAGGUGUCUGGGGACAGUCAGAACAAUAGCCUCAAGCUUGUACAGGCAGAUCCCAGUGCCUUAGACAGUCUUAGUAAAACUGACAAAGCUCCAGAUGGUUCUGUGCCCUGUAAGAUGGACUCCAGAUCUACGAGUAAACCCAAACGCAACCUCAAGAUCUGCCAUUUCAGGAAUCUGUGGAGCGGCUAUGAGGCUAUGCAGCGGAUUUUCACACAUUUACAUGUCAAAGAUCUGCUGAGGGUCAGAUGUGUUUGCAAAACAUGGGACCGGCUGGUUCGACAGCUACCAAUGUGGGAACAUUUAAAUUUAACAGGCAUUUAUGUCAGGCACUGGCAGAAAGCUGUGCAGUUCCUUAAUAGAGUUAGGACAGAAUCUCUGGAUUUUCGGAAGUAUGAUGCUCAGCUUGUAGAAUCAGAGUUGUUUCCCGUGCUCGGUGAACUACCCUUAAAACAACUCCAGUUUGGAGAGGUGACCACACCAUUCCUACACCAAGUGGCGAUCAGCAUGACCCAUCUCACUCACUUCUCUGCACAGGUCAGAGGGGAAAGUGGCCGUAGUCUUAAUUUUGUAAAACUCAGCCAUUUGAAGGUGCUAAGAGAGUUAAAGCUGUAUCAUAGCAAGAAAGAAAUGGACGGUGAUGAAGAGUGCUUGGAAGGGGGACAACUCAAGGUUUCCAAAUUUGCUGAUCUAGGAUGUAUGAGACAUUUAGAAGUUUUGGUGCUGAAAGGUAUUGCAGGGGUGCGAGAGAGCGACUGGAGCUUUCUAUGGAAAAUGAACAUGCUACGGGAACUAGAACUGAGUGACUGCUCAUCCUGGAAGUCUGCAGUGUAUCGUGCCCUGGGUCAGUGUCAGAGGUUGCAGGUUCUUAAGUUGUCUAGGGGAGGGACAUUCCCAGACACAGGCAUGGCAGAUGCACUAUCAAACCUGACAGAAUUAAGACACCUUGAGCUGAGGACAUGGAUUAUUCCACACACCUUACAGGAUGUGUUACCUGAGCUGGAACACCUGCACACGCUUGUUCUUACACCUGAUACUACAUCAAAGGCGGCAGUGAUAAAUAGGAAUACCUUGUCAGCGGUAUGGGACCUGUCCCUCCUGAAGAAUCUGAAGUGGGGUAUUAAACACAGUCGUGACGGGACCAUCAUCCUGAACAAUGGGAGCGGAGAGGAGGGAGACUCGGCGGCUAGCUCCGUCUCUCAGGUCAAACAGACCACUCAGUGCAUUCCUUUCUUAGCGGACGAGCUGUCGUCAGACCACAUUGAGCCGGUUGAUAUUGAUCGGAUGACUCAGUUCAUCAGUGUAGAACAACUGAGGGAGAAGCUACACAGUUUGUUACCCAAGACCAAUAUAGAGGUGUACUUGAUCUCCUGUAAACAGACUAGUGGUGAGGCUAACAUGAUCAAGGGAGGUACCGGUGAGGUUGAUCAGGGCAAGGCUGGUGUAAGCAAUGUCAGUGGUACUAAGGCUGGUGUAAGUGAUGUCAGUGGUACUAAGGCUGGUGUAAGCGAUGUCAGUGGUAUUAAAUCUGGUGUAAGUGAUGUCAGUGGUAUUAAAUCUGGUGUAAGUGAUGUCAGUGGUAGUCAGGCUGGCGUAAGUGAGAUCAGUAUUAUUAAGACAGGGGUUAGCGAGAACAGUGUCAGUAAAAGACACUCACAGUCAGGCACAGAUGAUGGUAUUGAGGAUAUGGAAACAGAGGUCUCCUCAGUUGUGAGCAUUACACCUCAGGACACCUCAGCUGUGAGUUAUCAAGAUGAACCCAGCUUAUCUGGGGAAGACCCGGCAAGAACAGCAUAAUACCCUGGGUUGUAUUGUACCCUUAACACUGUGGCUUCUCACCCCUGCUCCCACAGUCAAGUCAAACCAUUCACAUUCAACUUCAGAGCUGAUUUGGUUCAACUAAAAUAGGUACAGUUAACUAGUGAUCACUAAUCACUGUGAAUACUGGCUAUUUUCCUGCUAAGCUUUAUCCAAAGUGUCAGGCCACAGAUAGAGUACUGCAAGCUCACUGUGGCUCACUGUGGUUCAAUGUGGACCUCGCAGCAUGUGCAAAGUAUAUCUGUGUCAAAUUUUCAACAGAAAGAAAACAGUGCUUCAGAUGUUAUACAUGUCACCUCAUAUAGGCUUACCAUUACCAUGACAAAAGGCUGAAGACAUGCUGUGCAGAAGUGCAUGCUAUGUGCUGCUCAUUUAAGCAGGUGUUUUAAAGCAGUGAGAAGUUUGUAUUGGACACAAACUAUAGUAGUGAGUGAGUACAGUGGAAACAGUUAUGGUUCGACCUGUACAGUCAUGGAACACAGUGAUGCUUCAAUGUGGACAUGGCGAUGACUCAACAUUGACACAUUGGUGAUUCAGUGUGGACAUGGUGAUGAUUCAACUUGGACACAGUGAUGAUCCAGUGUGAAUGUUGUGAUGACUCAACUUGGGUACAGUGAUAAUUUAGUGUGGAUGUGGUGGUUCAAUGUGGACACAGAUUUUGUGUGGACACAAUGAUUAUUCAGUGUGGACAUGAUGAUGGUUCAAUCUAGAGACAGUGAUGAUUCAGUGUGGACAUGGCAAUGGUUCAAUCUAGAGACAGUGAUGAUUCAGUGUGGACAUGGCAAUGGUUCAACUUAGAGACAGUCAUGAUUCAGUGUGGACAUGGCAAUGGUUCAAUCUAGAGACAGUGAUGAUUCAGUGUGGACAUGGCAAUGGUUCAACUUAGAGACAGUCAUGAUUCAGUGUGGACAUGACGAUGGUUCAAUCUAGAGACAGUGAUGAUUCAGUGUGGACAUGGCAAUGGUUCAAUCUAGAGACAGUGAUGAUUCAGUGUGGACAUGACGAUGGUUCAGUCUGGAGACAGUGAUGAUUCAGUGUGGACAUGGCAAUGGUUCAGCUUAGACACAGUCAUGGUUCAGUGUGGACAUGGCGCUGCAGGGGUUUAUAGAAGUCAUCUGGACAAGCUGGUAUUCGGUACAUUGAUUGAAUAAAAAAACUCAGUAUCUGGUCAUAUUCAUUCAAUUUGGAUUGAUUUUUGAAAGAAAUUUUCAAAAUUUUUAUUAUUAAACUCAAUUUGAACAUCUACAAAGUUCCGUGAAGCAACCUGUUCGCAUUGCAAGUUAUCUCCCUUGUACAGAAAUCUUCAUGACCAGCUGUGUUCAUCAGACAAGUUCUGGAAGAGGGGGGUGUAUGAAAUCAAACAUAACACGCAGUAACCUACUUUGGUCUCUGCCAUUAAUUAUUGUGUACCGAGUGAGCAGACGUUCCACCCAGACAAACCAACCUGGAUCAAACAUCAUAUAUUCCUUGCUCCUUGCAAGCAGUUAUUGUUCGUGUUUUUGAAUGACUUCAUCAAGUGUUCAG
Liolophura sinensis is the source of this 6462-nucleotide messenger RNA. RefSeq lists its product as uncharacterized. Gene Ontology annotation, molecular function: protein binding; DNA binding. NCBI's taxonomy places the organism in Eukaryota, Metazoa, Mollusca, Polyplacophora, Chitonida, Chitonidae. The coding region runs from base 184 to 4917 and encodes 1577 amino acids. The record is from RefSeq and is a predicted model, not a curated record. The transcript is spliced from 16 exons.